AUGUCUUGCCCAGUGCAAAAGGACCCGACUCGCCAACUCCGGCCUUCAACGAAGACGGCUCCGCCUGACGUCUCCGCCCGACUACUCCAGAAACCGAUCUUGAAGGGCUCCUCAACCAUCGACAUGAUGCACAAUAUCGUUGAGUUGCUUGGGACGCCGUUGGAGGCGGAUGUCGACGCCAUGCAGGCACCCUAUGGGCACAUGUCCUUGGGCCAGUUGCCCAUCUCCUUGCCCACCUUGACCUUUGCGGAGAUGAUUCCCAACUGCCCACCCGUGCUGAACGACCUCUUGGAGCUCUGCUUUCAGUGGAAUCCCAUGAAGCGGCUGACGGCCUUGGAGGCUUUACGACAUCCAUAUUUGUCUGCCUUCCAUGACCCCGAUGCUGAACCAGUCUUUGGGCAACGCUUGGAGCUCACCCUUCCGGACAAUCACAAGUUUACCACGUCGCAGUACCGCGACCAGAUGUACGCCGACAUCAUUGGACUGGAGCAAGCCAUGAAGAGAAUUGAUGAGAAUCGUAAAGCCCAAGCGAUACUGGAACAGGAAUGGGAGGAGCAAGACAUACCAUGA
Molecule: messenger RNA, 570 nt
Organism: Durusdinium trenchii
Lineage: Eukaryota; Dinophyceae; Suessiales; Symbiodiniaceae
Source: the annotation of a GenBank genome assembly